Molecule: messenger RNA, 867 nt
Organism: Frankliniella occidentalis (western flower thrips)
Lineage: Eukaryota; Metazoa; Arthropoda; Insecta; Thysanoptera; Thripidae
Exons: 3
Coding region: 222-584 (120 amino acids)
Source: RefSeq, a predicted model, not a curated record
UUGAGUGGAGCCAGGGCUGCCACUUCACCCCUUCACCUUCACCCUUACCCAGCGGUCUACCUGCAGGCAACCCUCUGUUUGCCUCGAGGAGAUAUAAAAGCAGUGCUGGCCCCCUCCGAGCGAGCCACUUGGACUCGAGUUCCCCGACGGACAGCAGUACACCGCGGCCCACCGCUUCGAUCACCUGCAAGUGUCCGAGGGCGCGCAACCCUUCCUCAGGCAUGGUGCGCUACACGAUGAUCGUGCUGUUGGCGGCCGCGAUGGCCGCGCUUCUCCUGGCCGACUGCGCCGUGGGGCAGACGUUCAGCUACUCGCGGGGCUGGAAGAGCGGCAAGCGCGCCGUGGGGGCGGCGGGAGCCGCGCUGCCGCCCUCAGGGCCGCCGUCCGUCAGCCUCGGGGGCAGGCCCGCCGACGACAUCCUGGCCGAGGACCUGCCCUUGUACCGCUACUUCUUGGAGGGCCGCGGCGAGCAUCGGGUGCCGUACGACCCCUGGCGCCUGGUGGAGGACCCCGUGCUGCACCUGGUGCGCCGACCCGGGCUGCCCCAGUCCAGCGAGCAGGCCGGCGAGCACGACGAGCGCUAGGGGCCCCAGCCCCCGCGUCCAGCUGACUACCCUCCGGAAGUCGGUCAAGGAACACGGCCGAUCUUGGCUGGCCCGCUUCCUAGAAGAAGACAUCUGCUCCUGAUUUAGAUCGGCGGCGAAGGAGCGAAGAGACUAAAAGGAGUCCAAGAAAUGUGAUGAGUCUUUUCAAAUGUGUAUUUUCAUAUUAUUUGUGUAAAUCUUGUUCACUGUGGGGAUUUAUGUUUCGUUUUCUAUCACUGUAUCGAUUUAUUCCUUAUAAUAAAUACUAUAAUGCCAUUCUGUG